Quercus lobata is the source of this 949-nucleotide messenger RNA. Its product is annotated as nudix hydrolase 16, mitochondrial-like. The transcript has 4 exons. Gene Ontology annotation, molecular function: pyrophosphatase activity. Lineage: Eukaryota; Viridiplantae; Streptophyta; Magnoliopsida; Fagales; Fagaceae. The record is from RefSeq and is a predicted model, not a curated record. Gene Ontology annotation, cellular component: cytoplasm; nucleus. The coding region runs from base 106 to 675 and encodes 189 amino acids.
GUGGCGGGUGUUAAUUUGUCAUAUAUAGAAAGUAGUGAAAUUAUUGUUUUUUUUUUAAGUUGAAGGAAAGAACAGAGUAGGGCAGCAAGUCAAGAAGCAGAAGAAAUGUCAGAAUUGGUGGCUCGUACUGGUCGCCAUCUGCAACGUUACAAGGACGGUUGCCGUCUUGUUGCUGGGUGUAUUCCUUUUAAGAUUAGUAAAAAUAGUGAUGGAACGUUGGAUAAUGAUGUUGUGGAGCUACUCAUGAUCAAUUCAACUAGUGGACGUGGUCUUCUCUUCCCUAAGGGUGGCUGGGAAAAUGAUGAGACAGUUGAGGAGGCAGCAAAACGUGAAGCUUUAGAAGAGGCUGGAGUUCGAGGCAAUUUAGUGCAUUUUCUGGGGGACUACAUUUUUAAGAGCAAAACCCUGCAAGAUGAGUUUUGUCCAGAUGGUUUGUGCAAAGCUGCCAUGUUUGCCUUGCUUGUGACUGAGGAACUUGAGUCUUGGCCAGAACAGAACACUCGUCAGAGAAGUUGGCUAACAGUCCCUAAAGCAAAGGAGUGUUGCCAGUAUCCAUGGAUGCAAGAGUCACUUGAAGGUUUCUCAAAGUGGCAUGCUGAUCAAGUAUUAAGCAAUUCAAAGGAAGAGAAUCCUCUAAUUUUGCCUGAUUCAACCCCAACCCCAGUUCAGAAUUGAGAAAGAGACCACCUUUGUGAAGUUGAUUUUGGUGCUUUUUCUCCUUCAAAGUUAGGUAUAGGCAGUUAAUAGGCCCUUUUUUGAGGCAAUGGCGAAGUAUAGCAUUCUAAAUUUAUAAUGGUUUCAAAUUUCUGGCUUCCUGCUUGCUGAUACUCUAAAUUUAGAGGCUGGACUCUAGGUACUUUUACAGUUUUACUAGAGAGGUCCAUUGUCAAAAUCUGCAUCAAAAAGUGAUGAUGAAUAUAUGUAAACUGUAAUAUAUUUAUUUUUUCGC